Messenger RNA from Pteropus alecto (black flying fox), 3767 nucleotides. It is a transcript of the gene CMTR2, whose product is annotated as cap methyltransferase 2. Bases 255 to 2555 code for a protein of 766 amino acids. Gene Ontology annotation, cellular component: nucleus; cytoplasm. Gene Ontology annotation, biological process: 7-methylguanosine mRNA capping. The record is from RefSeq and is a predicted model, not a curated record. The transcript is spliced from 2 exons. Lineage: Eukaryota; Metazoa; Chordata; Mammalia; Chiroptera; Pteropodidae. Gene Ontology annotation, molecular function: methyltransferase cap1 activity.
CCGGGUUCCGAGCCCGAGGCGUCCUUCGACCUUCCAGUGGGUGAAGCAGGGGCUGGGACUGAGGUUUCUCCAGGUCAGCGACCGGGCCGCUUAAAGAGAGCGUGGGACUCACUUCUACCAGUUGAAAGGAGAUCUUGGGUGCCCCGGCCCAAAGUAAAGCGCUGGAUCUAUAUUAGCUAUUACUUUCACUGUUGCUAGGAGGAAGAGUUGGCGGAAACACUUCUAAAACUCCUUUAUUUUAAUUUAAUUUGAAAAUGAGUAAGUGCAGAAAGCUACCACUGGGUUCAAGUCCUGAGACAUUCAGCCCAGAUGUUGUUGCUGACAUUUCUGAACUCUUUGCCAAGAACUUUUCUUAUGGCAAACCACUUAAUAGUGAGUGGCCGUUACCAGAUCCCACUGAGAUUUUCUCCUGUGAUCACACGGAAUUUGAUGCAUUUCUUGGUUUGAAGAACUCCCUAAAUGAAGUAAAAAACCUACUGAGUGAUAAGAAACUGGAUGAGUGGCACGAGCACACUGCUUUCACUAAUAAAGCUGGAAAAAUAAUUUCUCACGUGAGAAAAUCAGUGAAUGCUGAACUUUGUACUCAAGCUUGGUGUAAGUUUCAUGAAAUUUUGUGCAGCUUUCCAAUUAUUCCACAGGAAGCUUUUCAGAAUGGAAAAUUGAAUUCUCUACACCUUUGUGAAGCUCCUGGAGCUUUUAUAGCUAGUCUCAAUCACUACUUAAAAUCUCAUCGAUUCCCUUGUGAUUGGAGUUGGGUAGCUAAUACUCUGAACCCAUACCAUGAAGCAAAUGACAAUCUUAUGAUGAUUAUGGAUGACCGACUUAUUGCGAACACCUUGAAUUGGUGGUACUUUGGUCCAGAUAACACUGGUGAUAUCAUGACUUUGAAAUAUCUGACUGGACUUCAGAAUUUCAUAAGCAGCAUGGCUACUAUUCACUUGAUCACUGCAGAUGGAAGUUUUGAUUGCCAGGGAAACCCAGGUGAACAAGAAGCUUUAGUUUCUUCUUUGCAUUACUGUGAAGUUGUCACUGCUCUGACAACUCUUGGAAAUGGUGGCUCUUUUGUUCUGAAGAUGUUUACUUUGUUUGAACAUUGUUCCAUAAACUUGAUGUAUCUGCUAAACUGUUCCUUUGACCAAGUCCAUGUUUUCAAACCUGCUACUAGCAAGGCAGGAAACUCAGAAGUCUAUGUGGUAUGUCUCCACUAUAAGGGAAGAGAGGUAAUGCAUCCGCUGUUAUCUAAGAUGACACUGAAUUUUGAGACUGAAAUCACCAGGAAAGCUCUCUUUCCCCAUCAUGUGAUUCCUGAAUCUUUUCUUAAAAGACAUGAAGAAUGUUGUGUAUUCUUUCAUAAAUACCAGCUAGAAACUAUUUCUGAGAACAUUCGUCUGUUUGAAUGCAUGGGAAAAGGGGAACAAACAAAGCUGAAUAAUUUAAGGGACUGUGCUGUUCAGUAUUUCAUGCAAAAGUUUCAGUUGAAGUCUCUUUCCAGAAAUAAUUGGCUAGUAAAAAAAUCUAAUAUUGGCUGUAGUACAAAUACAAAGUGGUUUGGGCAGAGGAACAGAUAUUUUAAAACCUAUAAUGAAAGGAAAAUGCUGGAAACUCUUUCGUGGAAAGAUAAGGUGGCCAAAGGUUACUUUAAUAGUUGGGCCGAGGAACAUUCUACAUAUCAUCCUGGGCAAAGUUCUCUUUUAGAAGGAACAGCUUCCAAUCUUGAGUGUCACUUGUGGCAUAUUUUGGAGGGAAAGAAACUGCCAAGGGUAAAGUGUUCUCCUUUCUGUGAUGGUGAAAUUUUAAAGGCUCUCAAUGAAGCAAUUGAAAAGUCAUUUGGAGGAGCCUUGAAUUUGGAUUCCAAGUUUAAGCCAAAAGAGCUGUAUUGUUGUUCUUGUCACAUUUUUUCUGAAGAACUGAUGUUUUCUGAGUUGUUUAGCCUUACCAAAUGCUUUCAGGAUGGGCAGGUUGUAGAACCUAGCAACCAAAUAAAGUGCCUGCUUGUGGGUUUUUCAACAUCUUGUGAUGUCAAGAUGCAUAUACCAUUGGAAGUUCAGCUCCUGGAAUCAGCUGAACUCAUGAAUUUUAGCUGUUCAUUGCUUCAUGAUGGAGAUCCAACUUACCAGCAGUUAUUUUUGGACCGUCUUCUACAGUCAUUACAGCAGCUUCAUACAGGCGAUGUUAUGAUUUUGCCUGUACUUUCUUGUUUUACAAGGUUUAUGGCUGGUUUGAUCUUUAUACUCCACAGCUGUUUUAGAUUCAUCACAUUUUCUUGUCCCACAUCCUCUGAGCCCCUGAAGACCUGUGCAGUCCUGCUAUGUGUUGGUUACCAGGACCUUCCAAAUCAAGUUAUCCAAUAUCUGCAGAAUGUGAAUGAAUUGUUGAGCACUUUGCUUAACACUGAUGCACCCCAGCAAGUUUUACAGUUUGUGCCAAUGGAAGUGCUGCUUAAGGGGGCACUACUUGAUUUUUUGUGGGAUUUGAAUGCUACCAUUGCUAAAAGACAUUUGCAUUUGAUUAUUCAAGAAGAGAGAGAAGAAUUCAUCAGCAGCCUUCAGUUAUGAACUUGGACUUGUCCUUUCUGAAAUUUAACUUUAUGGCUUCUUACAGUUUCCAUUGUUAUUGCAUCCCUUUGCUAUUAAUUUAAAGCCUUUCAUUUUGGGGAAUGGCCAACUUUUGUAUCAUUUAAAGUUCCAUUAUUUCUGGAAAGACAUCAGCUAGUUCCCAGGAUAUGUAUACCCAUAGGCAUAGAGGUUUUCAUGUGCCGGAAUCUAUACAGUCAUAAUAUUCAGCCUCAAACAUGAGAUGUGUGUACGUGCUUGGGUAUGGACACACCCAUGCUUGCAUAUGCAGUUCAGUUGGUCUUAUCUGCUUAAGGUUUGCAUCUGGGUGCCUUCAGUUUCAAUUUUUUUUCCCCAAUUUCCUCUUGAUGACUAAUGAUUUUGAUGAAUUGAUUUGAUGAGAGGAGGCGAGUCACUCCUGAGCAACACAGAUUUUCUUUAACAUUGACCAUGUCAGUUAUGGAUUUGGGGAACUCAUCUUGCCAGAUUUCUUGUUAUGCGCCAUUCAUUGCCUAUAAGCCAUUGACCCAGUUUACUUUAUGGUUCAAGUGAAGCUUUGUGAAUAUUUUACUAAUCACAACCAUCCAACUAGAGAGGAUAUCAGGACAGCUUCAAACCAAAGAUCAUGUUUAAAACAAUGAAAAAUUACCGUAUCUAAUACAGCCCUGUAUCAUGACAAGUUUUAUUUGGCAAUGGUAUAGUAAUUUUUAACUUCCAGGAAAUAAUGUGUAAACUAAAGGAUUUUUUAAAAUAGGGAAGUAGUGUUUAUAGUUUCAUAUUGCAGGACGUAAAUGUGAUAAAUACAGUGGAUACUGAAGAAGAACUUUAAUACUUUUAGAAUGAUGGUUUAGCAUUUAACAUUUUUAAAUCUUUAAUUUCUUUUUUCAGUAUGAAAGUAGCACUUGACCAGAAGUUUAACCAUGAGAUGAUUAUUUUAUCAGUUCUGUUUGAUUUCUGUUGAAUCACAUAUAUUUGACAGUACACCUGAGCUUUUCUGGCAGACUGUUAAGAAAAUCUUCAUUACUUUGAAAUUCCACAGAAUGGAGAAUAUUUAUAUUCUUAUGUGUGCAUUUUAGACAUUUUUGUUAGUUAUGUGAAAAAAUAGAUGUAUUCUCUGAUGUAUUUGGUUGAUAAAUAUUAAUCUGAAUUUUUUUCAUGUUCUUUGCUAUUUUGAGUUCCAUUAUAGAUUCAUGAAUAAAGUCAUUAGCAGAGAGA